Messenger RNA from Hypoxylon trugodes, 708 nucleotides. RefSeq lists its product as uncharacterized. The record is from RefSeq and is a predicted model, not a curated record. Bases 1 to 708 code for a protein of 235 amino acids. NCBI's taxonomy places the organism in Eukaryota, Fungi, Ascomycota, Sordariomycetes, Xylariales, Hypoxylaceae. The transcript has a single exon.
AUGUCGAAGCGCAAAAAGACGAGGGUCGAAAAGCAGGCUCUCCGAGAAUACAGCAAGCCAGUAACUCAAUAUUCCGAUGAUGGGAAGGACGCCAAAUUCGAGGAUCAACACCACGCGCCCCCUCAUAUCUUGGAUGAUAUGAAUCGAUGGAGGGACGCGCUAAAGAACAGCUUGCUAUGUAUCGAACCGCCUCCCGAGCACACACCAGCGCUUCCGGUCCACUGUAUUUGGUUUUUCGCCGGCGACAGACCCUACCAAGAUCAACGAGAGGUGUCCACGAAGGCCAUAAUGGCAUCGCUAGUCUGCACCUUCAUCAAACAACUCGUUGAUAUCAUACCGCCCAUCUUUCUUAGGGACGAGAAAGCGCUCUCAAAGGAUAAAUUCGACGAACUGCAAACAGAGAACGGAGAGACAGGCGCAUUAUCCAUAUCGCUCGACGGGGCCAUCGAAGUCAUCAAAGCUCUUGUAAAUGCAGCACCUUGGCCCCUAUUUUUCGUCCUCGCAGAUUUACAUGUGCUGAUACCCCUCGGUGUCCACCCUGACCCAGAUGUCGCCUGGCAGAUCAAGAAGUUAAUGCGUUUUCUGGCCAUACCAGAUGAGUCCAGACUAGUUCGGAAGGUUCUGUGGGUAGGUGCUGGGUCGCCUUUCCCCGCGUGGAUAGCGGAAUUGAUGUUAAAUGGUGGUUUCACCUCUGUGAAAUACGAGUAG